CUGACUGAACCUCCUCCUUGGCAGUUCAACUCUACUGUCAGCACCGCGCUUCUUCGAUACGAUAACGUCUUGACAGCCUACAGGAGCAAGAAGCUGCUGAGGAUGUCGAGGAAAGACCUCCGGCUGCUUGCGCUCGACGGCGGCGGUGUCCGCGGCUUGUCCUCGUUGAUGAUUCUCCAGCAGCUCAUGGAGACGGUCAACCCAGAUGCGCCACCGAAGCCGUGUGACUACUUUGACAUGAUCGGCGGAACAAGCACUGGCGGGCUGCUCGCGAUCAUGCUCGGCCGGCUGAAGAUGGGCAUUGAUGAGUGCAUCAGCGCCUAUCUCUCACUGUCAGAUCACGUAUUCCAGAAGAAGAGGCACAGAGUGACAGUGAAGGGCAAAAUCCAAGGCCGGUUUGACUCGGAUGCACUGGAGGGGGCAGUGAAGAAGAUCAUGAAAGAGCAAGGGCACCAGGAGGAUGUACUCCUAAAAGAUGCCCCAGAUUCGGUGUGCAAAGUUUUUUUGUGCGCGACAAGCAAAGAGACUAGUGAAACAGUUUGCCUUACGAGCUACAAAUCCCCGCGCGGCAACACAGACCUGUUAAAUAGCGUCAAGAUAUGGGAAGCUUGCCGUGCAACAUCGGCGGCAUCUUCCUUCUUCGACCCGAUCGCGAUUGGUCGGUUCAAGGAAGAGUUUGUGGAUGGAGCAACGGGAGCGAAUAACCCAGUGAUGGAACUAUGGAACGAGGCUCAGCUAAUGUGGGGAGUAGAGCCGCUAGAAGGCAAGCUCCAAUGUCUCGUCUCAAUUGGCACAGGCAUACCUUCACUGAAGCCGUUCCCAGACGAUGUGCUUCAUAUUGGAGAGGCCUUGGUUGCUAUUGCAACCGAAACAGAACGGACUGCCGAGAGGUUCCGACGAGAUAAGGCAUACUUAGACGACAGUAGCCGAUACUUCCGAUUCAAUGUGGUGCGUGGGUUAGAAGAUAUUGGGCUCGAAGAGUCGGCGAAGGCAAAAGAGAUUGCGGCGGCGACACGGCGGUACGUUACAUCUCAGGAAACGUUCAAACAGAUGCAGGCAUGUGCAAAAAAUCUGCGCCCUCGGGACGACGAAAGCUCGCCCGACCCCUCCAAGGAUCCCUUAGCAGCACUACUUUCACAACUUUCAACCAGGAAUAGUUCUCCAUUCCGCCAGGAGAUUGUUAUGGCGGCUAAAGAUGGUGAUGCGGAUUUAGUAAAAGCGCUCUUGCAGAAAGGAGCUGACGUUAAUGCAAAGGGCGACUUGGACAACCUGACUCCUUUGUGGUGGGCUGCCUACAAAGGUUACCCAGAGGUAGCUAAAGUGCUGAUCGAUACGGGCAAGGCCAAACUCGACGAGAAGGACGGGUAUCUUGUGACGCCAUUUUUUUGGGCCGCCCAAAACGGUCACGAUGCUGUCGUUGAGCUACUGCUACAGACUGGCAAGGUCGACGUUAACGUAAAGAAUAAGAUGUGUCGGACACCGCUAUCCUUGGCCGCAGGGAACGGAGAGGAAGCCUUGGUUAAGAGAUUGCUGGAGACGGGCAAAGCCGACCUUGAUGGGAAGGACAGAAUGAACCGAACACCACUAGCGUGGGCGAUUGCGAAAAAGCAAGAGGGAGUGGUGAAGCUGCUGCAGUCCUAUGGUUCCUCAUAGGUGAUGCUUCGAAUGAAUAGGCUUAUCCCAGCUGUGUUCCCUCCACUCUACCGGCUAG
Lindgomyces ingoldianus is the source of this 1711-nucleotide messenger RNA. Its product is annotated as FabD/lysophospholipase-like protein. Bases 103 to 1653 code for a protein of 516 amino acids. Gene Ontology annotation, molecular function: protein binding. Gene Ontology annotation, biological process: arachidonate metabolic process. The record is from RefSeq and is a predicted model, not a curated record. Gene Ontology annotation, cellular component: membrane. NCBI's taxonomy places the organism in Eukaryota, Fungi, Ascomycota, Dothideomycetes, Pleosporales, Lindgomycetaceae. The transcript is spliced from 3 exons.